AUGUCAUUAUUUUCGUUAUUUUGUAUCAUUCUAGUGAAUCCUCUUACGAGUUCUUUCCCGGUUGAUAUUGGCAAAACAAACUCUAUUGAUGUUAAUUUUGUUGAUGCCAAUGAUCUGACGCUGUGGAAAGUUAGCAUAUCUACCAGAGAAAAAAACGGCAAAUAUGAUAAACUUAAAAAGAAUCCUUGUGUGGAAAUUGUUAAAGAAAUAGGAGGUGGGGAUCUUGGAGUAUUGUUGAAUCUUCUUAAGGAGCACAUCCAUAUAAUCGUGCAACUGCCACCACCCGCCACCACUAGUAAGAGUCUUCCAAUGAGAAAAGAAGACACAGAGACACAGAUGAAGAAAGCGGAAUCCAAAAAAACAGAAACGAAUACGUACAUGUCGAAAACCUUAGCUUCUCUUCUUACUUUGUCACUAUUACAAUCUCCUGUCAUAAAAGUUCCUUUUCACAAGUUUAAUGAUCAUGAUCAAGCUCUAAAUUCAUUGUUGAAAGUUGCUCAUUUUAACUACCAAGGUCAUAAAAGUCCUGACCACAAAGAUAAUAGAUUUAUCCUAAUUCCUAGAGGAAUAGGAAUAGGGAUUAUACAGACAGGUUGGGAAUUAAAAUAUCUGAUCCCAAAAAGUGACAAAGUAAUUUCAAGUGUUCAAAUUGCAGCGCGUAUGGCAGAAGCUUCAGGAUUGGUAUCUAAAGAUCUAUCCGAUUUGUCAGAAACAAAUGUUAAGCUUUUUUGCCUUCCUGACGUGAUUUAUAAGAUUCUUAAAUGCCGCCCUAAAAGUGUUCAAGCCAUCAUAAUUCAUUUUGACGAGGAGAUUGGUAGUAUCAUGCAUGAUAAUAAUAUGACAAAUAAAUACCAUGGAAGAUAUUUUAUCAUCCCAAUCUGUACGAGUACAUCUGCUAUAGACAUUCACUCUUUACCUACAGAACAUACUCAAGAAUUAUUAGAGCUCAGGUUUUCAAAACUUGACAAAACUUCUAAUAUUCUAAUAUUUCUGAAAUCUUUGAAACUGCUAUAA
Molecule: messenger RNA, 1014 nt
Organism: Funneliformis geosporum
Lineage: Eukaryota; Fungi; Glomeromycota; Glomeromycetes; Glomerales; Glomeraceae
Source: the annotation of a GenBank genome assembly